UCUGCUACUUAAAAAUAACGUCUAAGUGCCCUUCACCCCAUUUCUUAUAGUGCGAUUUCUCUUGGACAUUUCCAUUAGAAGAAAAGAGAGAAUGGAGAAGUUCACUGUAUUACAAGCAGCAGUUUUACUUUUCUUUGCUGUAUAUGUAACAGGUCAAUACUAUGGUGGCCAGAAGCAUGUUUUGGUGGACAACAAGUGCAAGUGUGUCAAGGUGACCUCUAGAUUCAUCCCAUCAAAAGACGACCCAAACAUAGAGAUUUUAGAAAGAAAUAUUGAAAUAACGAUUCCACUGAAGAGUAGAAUGAACAUUUCAGAUCCAACGUCUCCAUUGAGAACAAACUUUGUUUAUGAUCUUUCAAAACUUUGCAAAAAAUGUGACCCUGUGGAAAUCGAAAUUGGCGGUGAACCAGUUCUUGUUUCUCGGGAUAGCUGCAGUAAAUCUGAGGAGGAUGUGUGCUACACUCUUGAUAGAAACAAAUGCUACACAAGUGAAGUUCCUUUCAUGGUGGAUGGAAAAAAGAUAAUGAAGAAAGUACCUAUAAAUCCUGAAUCCUGUUAUGAAUAAAUAUAUACAUAUUUGAAAUAUUGUUAACAUUAGCCUCAGACAGGUAGCAAAACAAUGUGUACAGGUUAUAUUUUGUUUAUGCUUUUUCUAUUGCUCUUAUAUGCUUUAGAGUAUUGUACCUUUUUUAGCCUUGCCUUACUCACAUUACAGCUACCCAUAUUUUAUCUGCAUAUCAAUAAAGGAAUUGUGAUAAAGCA
This is a messenger RNA of Hyla sarda, 762 nucleotides long. It is a transcript of the gene JCHAIN, whose product is annotated as joining chain of multimeric IgA and IgM. The record is from RefSeq and is a predicted model, not a curated record. Lineage: Eukaryota; Metazoa; Chordata; Amphibia; Anura; Hylidae. The transcript has 4 exons. Bases 92 to 565 code for a protein of 157 amino acids.